GGACGUAUGUUCUCAUUAUCUUUCCUUUUUUACGACCAUCUUUGUUAUUUCAAUUAAUAUCUUUGUGCAGGGACGCCCCUGCUUUGUAUAAGUAGUAAGUAUUUUAUUUUUACACGAAAUAAUUUAUGUGAUCAUAAGUGUGGAAUACUUACCGCACCAAACGUAUUCAAGCGUCUCAAGUACCAAGAGGUCGCCACAAUCGCUCGUAGCGUUGUUGACAAAGAAGGAGGGAAUUCGAAUUUCAACAAGUGAUCGUUGCAAAUAUCCCAAGUCAUGGAAGCAGCAAGGGAUUGGGUUGUCGGCAUGUUCAAAGAACAUGUCGAUGUAUUUACGUCAGACAUGACAGUGACCGUGGCGACGGCCAUUAAUAUCGUAUUGUUGCUAGUUCUUGUGCCGUUUGGAGCCAAAUUUAUGGUGAAAGGACUGACAUUUGUUAUGGUGUUGGAGGGGAUCUUCUUUCUCCUCUUUCCAGAAAUAGGCUUCAGAUUAUUUGCUGCGGAAAAUGUGGAUCCUGAUGUCCUCCACCUUCAAGAAAUCCGCUCCAUUGGGAUAAAUGACCUUGCGAUUGGCAUGACCUUCUUCCUGACUAUGAAGAGUUCAGAUAACACUGUUCAUAGCAGUUACCUUUUGUCCAUGACUCUGUGUAUGGGAUGUUCUUUACUGGUGCAAGGUGCUUCAUUGGCCAAGGGAAACUCCAAGUUCAAUUCUAAUAUGCAGAACUUAGGGUGUACAUGUCGUUUUGGUUUGGUUCGGACUGCUUGUAUUCCACUCCAUCAGACAAAAGGAAUGGGGAGGCUAUGUUGAAGUCUCUACCUCUCGUCGAAAUACUCAUCUUCGACUGGACUUUGUGAUCUGGUUUUUGUUUGGUAUAAUAGCAGUAGUCUUCCCACAAAAAUUAUAUGCAUGUCAAGUGGUUUCAUCAAUGACACUGGAUGCUACACAUGCUCACAAUGCCAGGUUAAUGGGGGUAGGAUUCAUCACAAUGGCUUUCAUGGCAGCGAGAGCGUCGAAUUUCUUGCGGGAAGAUGACAAGAAAGCGGUCCUACUCAGUCAUGCAUUUGCUUGUGUCCUAUUGCUGAUCACCAUGGGCCUAAACCAGAUCCUGACCACCACCUUCACAGUGUGGCAUGCAGCCUUUGGAAUGGUCACUGUAUUCCUCACAUUUGUCAAUGCCAUUCUGGGAUCAGACCCAAAACAACUGGCAAAAACUGCCAGACAGCAGCUGGCCAAGCUUGCACCAGUAAAACAGGAUUGAAGUGUAAACCCAUACUGAAAUUUGAAGCACACAACCAUGGCAGCAACGACAUGCAUCAUUAAUUUGGCAGCAAAUAUAUACUCGCAUCAUUGAUUUGAUGGCAGCAAGUAUUUACUCGCAUCAUGGAUUUGAUGGUGGCAAGUAUGUACUCGCAUCAUUGAUUUGAUGGCGGCAAGUAUUUACUCCCAUCAUUGAUUUGAUGGCAGCAAGUAUUUACUCGCAUCAUUAAUUUGAUGGCAGCAAGUAUUUACUCCCAUCAUUGACUUGAUGGCAGCAAGUAUUUACUCGCAUCAUUAAUUUGAUGGCAGCAAGUAUUUACUCGCAUCAUUAAUUUGAUGGCAGCAAGUAUUUACUCGCAUCAUUGAUUUGAUGGCAACAAGUAUUUACUCCCAUCAUUGAUUUGAUGGCAGCAAGUAUUUACUCCCAUCAUUAAUUUGAUGGCAGCAAGUAUUUACUCGCAUCAUUGAUUUGAUGGCAACAAGUAUUUACUCCCAUCAUUGAUUUGAUGGCAGCAAGUAUUUACUCCCAUCAUUGACUUGAUGGCAGCUAUCAAUACUCCUCUUGCUUCAUUAACUUGGCAGCAUCAGCUCAAUAUUGAAACUUUGGUCAUUAUGAAUGUAGACGUAUUUCCAUUGAAUUUGUAAAGAGUAUAGAAUUGUUAUUUCCUCAUAUCAAGUUGGAGUCUGAAACUUUUCUCAGGAAAACCACUUGACAUUAACACUUUUAAAUGCUGGUGCAGUGCAUAAUGCUUAUGCAUGAAUGUCAAAAUUACAUUUUGAGUGUGCAAUAUGCAGUAAAUGUCAAAAUUCCAGGUGUGCAAUAUGCACUGAUAUCAAAUAUCAAUAGGUACAUGUAUGUAUGUAUGUAUGUAUGUAUGUAUAUGUACUUACCACAGUCUGUGUAAUUUCUGGUAAACAUCAGUGAUGUUAUUCCGUAAAGCUCAUUUUGUUACCAAGAAGAGAACCAAAUGCACUAUACAAAUGGACACAAAUAAUGGUGGGAAUAAGAAAUGAAUAAAAAAUGUUUAAUACCAAAUUUUGACAGGCACAUAUUGUGUAUUAAAGUUACAAGUUACAUAGCCAAAACAUUAUUGUCAACACCAGAUGUACAGAGUAUUUGAAUCAAAGUCUUCAGUAUUUUUUAUAUAAGUAUUAAAGAAUUUUAAGAAAGUUCCUUGGCUCAGAUUUCGACAUUAUAUUAAGGAAUAUUGAUGAAACUGAGACCAAGACCUUGGUGUUGAUGUGGCCAUUAUAAAACAGGCCGUGCUCUUUGUAAAGUUUGUUGAACUAUGCAUUUACGCAUUGUUUUAAUUGACAUUAUUUACUUGAAUGUUCAUCGUCAUUUGAGGUUAAUUGUCUUCAUUUUAUUUCUGAUUUGGUUUUAUAUUACACAAAUGUUUAAAGUUUGUUUUAACACUUAUUGAUGUGUUUAUCGGGUCACUCUGUAGUAAUGUAUUACAAGUGUACAUGUAAAAUAUGUCACAGAAAUGUGGCAUAUAUCCUUAAGGAGAGUCGUUUUUGUGUCAC
This is a messenger RNA of Pecten maximus, 2781 nucleotides long. RefSeq lists its product as uncharacterized. The coding region runs from base 274 to 804 and encodes 176 amino acids. The transcript is spliced from 6 exons. The record is from RefSeq and is a predicted model, not a curated record. Lineage: Eukaryota; Metazoa; Mollusca; Bivalvia; Pectinida; Pectinidae.